Messenger RNA from Pseudopipra pipra, 11340 nucleotides. RefSeq names its product NADPH oxidase 4 (gene NOX4). Gene Ontology annotation, cellular component: plasma membrane; NADPH oxidase complex. The record is from RefSeq and is a predicted model, not a curated record. The coding region runs from base 86 to 1834 and encodes 582 amino acids. NCBI's taxonomy places the organism in Eukaryota, Metazoa, Chordata, Aves, Passeriformes, Pipridae. Gene Ontology annotation, biological process: superoxide anion generation; defense response. The transcript has 18 exons. Gene Ontology annotation, molecular function: superoxide-generating NAD(P)H oxidase activity.
CGGCCCGGCUGAAAAGGAGGGAUCGCCCGCCCGCCCGCCCGGCGCCCCCCCAGCCCUCGGUGCUGCCCCACGGGCGUCCCGCACCAUGGCGCUGUCCUGGAGGAGCUGGCUGGCCAACGAGGGGAGCAAGCACCUCUUUCUGUUUUUCUGGCUCUCCCUCAAUGUAUGGCUCUUCUGGAAAACCUUCCUGCUCUAUUAUCAAGGGCUACAGUAUUAUUAUUUGUAUCAGAUGUUAGGGCUAGGAUUGUGUGUUAGCAGAGCUUCAGCAUCUGUCCUCAAUCUCAACUGCUGCCUGGUCCUUCUACCAAUGUGCCGCGUUAUCUUGGCCUUCCUGCGAGGAUCUCAGAAGGUUGCCAGCAAGAAAACCAGAAGGCUGCUAGACAAAAGUAAAACUUUCCAUGUGACAUGUGGUGUUACAAUAUGCAUCUUUUCAGUCUUACAUGUUGCUGCUCAUCUGGUGAAUGCUCUUAACUUCUCUGAGAACUACAAUGAAGAAUUUCUGGCCCUAAAUGCAGCAAACUAUCGUGGUGAGGACCCAAGGAAACUACUUUUUGCAACUGUUCCAGGUCUGACUGGAGUCAUUAUGGUGCUAGUAUUAUUCCUAAUGUGUACAGCUUCCACGUUUGCUAUCAGGGUUUCAAACUAUGACAUCUUCUGGUAUACACACAACCUUUUCUUUGUCUUCUAUAUGCUGCUGAUGCUGCACGUUUCUGGGGGAGUGCUCAAGUACCAGACGAACUUAGAGGAACACCCUCCUGGUUGCUUUAAUCCUAACAAAACGCUCCGACAGAAUCUGACUGUGCCAAAGGCUUUCGAAGAGCUGUUUCCUGACUAUGCUACUGAGCCUUUCCCAGAAGACUUCCCAGUACCAGAACCCUUUGUACAAAAUCACUUUAUGAGAAUUUGUUCCGAGGAACCCAAGUUCCAGUCACACUUCCCAGAGACCUGGUUUUGGAUUUCUGGACCCCUGUGCUUGUACUGUGUGGAAAGGCUGUACCGCUACAUCCGCAGCAAUAAACCAGUCACAAUAACUUCGGUAAUAAGCCAUCCCUCCAAUGUCCUUGAAGUAAGGAUGAUGAAAGAUGACUUUGAAGCAAGGCCUGGUCAGUAUGUUAUUCUACACUGUCCAAGAGUGUCUGCCCUGGAAAGCCAUCCAUUCACCCUUACAAUGUGCCCUACAGAUACCAAAGCAACGUUUGGGGUCCACGUAAAAAUAGUAGGAGACUGGACAGAAAGAUUUCGGGAUUUACUGCUUCUACAUUCAAAUCAAGAUACAGAGAUUCUGCCCAUCUUUCAGCAGAGACGCUAUCCCAAACUGUAUGUGGAUGGACCUUUUGGAAGUCCCUUUGAGGAAGCCCUGAACUACGAGGUCAGUCUCUGCGUGGCUGGAGGUAUUGGAGUUACACCAUUUGCAUCAGUACUCAACACACUGCUGGACGGCUGGAAAUGCUACAAGCUCAGAAGACUCUACUUCAUUUGGGUGUGCAGGGACAUUGAAUCUUUUCGCUGGUUUGCAGAUCUGCUCUGUAUGUUGCAUAACAAGCUUUGGCAGGAGAAUCGGCCAGACUAUAUUAAUAUCCAGCUGUACCUCAGUCAAACAGAUGGAAUACAGAAAAUAAUUGGUGAAAAAUAUCAAGCUUUAAACUCCAGGCUUUUGAUUGGACGACCCCAGUGGAAACUCCUGUUUGAUGACAUAGCAAAGUGUAACAGGCGGAAGACCAUUGGAGUUUUCUGUUGUGGACCAAACAAAAUCUCUAAGAUACUUCAUAAACUGAGCAACAGCAGCAACUCUUAUGGGACAAGGUUUGAGUACAAUAAAGAAUCCUUCAGCUGAAAGUCUGUUGGACUAGCAAGACUCACCGGAAGAUAAAAGUGCAAUUUUUUAUUUUGUACAACUUAGAAGUUCAUCUGUGGUUUAAACAGAUAGAAAUGUACCAAAGUGUAGCACAGAUGUUUUUAUUUAUGAUUAUUUAAGACUGUGAAUGCAGCAGUAUACCAACAAAUAAUCAGUGCUUAUACUCAAAUGCGCUCACACAAUAUUUGUGGCAGGAGUGAUCUUUGGAGUUGUUUCUGUUAAUUAAAAAGUACAGAAGCUGGGGAGAGACAUAAUUGUUUCGAAAGCUGACGGGAGGAAGAAUCUGUGGAACGUUUAAACUUCUUCCACUUCAAACUUCUUCCACUUCAGUCCUCUGAAACUGUAUCAGUAAACCAAAUCCCAGGUUUAUCCAAAUGACAAAUCAUAGUGUAUUACAAAGACUCUUGCUUUUGUUGGUAUUAAAAUCUCAUGGCUUUGGGGUGAAAACACUCCAUAUUAAAGAUUUUAUUAUAUAUUGCAGAACUGGGAUUCUAUAUUUAAAAUAUAGAGUGUUACUCUCACUAGUCUACUUCUAUAAUGAAGUUAACCUAAGGAAAUGUGAGCAUAACUGUGUAGCACCAGUGGGCAGCCUUCACCGUGAUGUCAGUCACAGCCUUUUGGCAAGCAGCAGCUAUACAUGCAGAACUCUCUAUCUUGCAUCAAUUCAGCAUUCAGUGGGUUUGCAGAGUAAGUAUGAUUUAUGGAGCAAGAAAGUGAUGAACACGAGCAGAUAGGCACUCAAGUUUUUAUUAUACUACACAAUGUGGAAGAUGCACUCACUCUGCAUUCACAUGCCCUGAAUGUCAAAUACCUAAAGAUGCUCUUACUGAUUAUUUUACAAGGCAGCAGGUUGAAAUCCAGUUUUAGAGGUCCCAGUAUAUUUGGUUGACUAUGAUCUUUUGAUUACUUUCCCUGGAACCACCUUUGUUUGCCCUGAUGUCACUAAAAGCAGGAGGAGAUGAGAUGAGAUCUACAGCAGAGUAAGAAUGAAGUCCUCAGCACUGUGGCUCCUUGAAUGGUGUGUGCAGACAGAAACCUUACAGGAGCUGCAGUAUGCUUUCAGUACGCUCCAAAGGGGAAAAUCUGAAACAUCCAAAUUUAAGCUCUCCUUCCCUUCUCCUUUCCACAUCUAUUUUCUGCUCAUAAUUGCCAUGGAAGGGCUAAAGGUUGAAACAGGCACUUUAUAACCUUUUGGUUCUGAGGAGCAUGUUUUUUUAUCUCUAUCCAAUAGCCUAUCCAACUUUAUUUCUUCUUUUCUCCCUUUUCCUUAUUUUGCCAAGAAGAGGGCAUUUAAGCAGGAGUUAGACACUUAGCUGGUGUAAAUAAUCACCGCUCUAGUGCCUCCUAAUAGAGCAGCAUCACUAACAUGCUGAAAACCUUCCCCUUAAUCUCCAGCAGAAGUUUGGGAGCAGGACCAUGUAGUGUUUCCAGCAUACACAGGUGGCAGAUGGCUCAAGAAGUCUCGUGCCUGUGGUUCACCUGUAUUUAGCACAGUGCAUUUGAUUUCAUUUAUGUCUUUCCAUUGACAAACUUUUUUAUUUUAGUGGAAAAUACACUAAAAUUUCACUCACAAUGCGCACACUGUUCAGGAGUUUGCAAGUAUCAGUAUUAAUGUUCAGAGGGAAGCAUUUUUCUAGUAGGUGGUGUAUAGGCAUGUUGUAUGUGUAACUAGUGAGAAUGAGUUGGGUCUUUACCUUGGCAGCUUCUGCAAAGGAGUUGCAUUCAGUGAGUAUCAGGGUGGAGUUUCAUCAGUAAAGCCACAUUGGAAUGUGUUCCUCAGUGUCUGGACUUGCAACUGGAGUUUUUACCUCUGGCUCUAUCCAAUUUGAAAUUCACGGAGGAAGGAAAGAACAGAGAUGGAUGAAUUCCUACUGAUGAGAAUUCUCGAAGUAGCCCAGAUGAGAGAAGUCAAAAUAGAAAUGCAGUGUGAGAUGGGAGCCUACAUUAAAGCUACUGAUUUUAAUUUUUUUCUUUUUGAGGCUGGGAGGACCAUUAUUUUCCUAUUGGAUAUCAUUCACCCAUUAUUGUAAAACUAGAGGUAUGCAGCAAAGGAUUAGACACUUUUUAAACAGUAAGAUUUGUUUCUAAUACUACCUGCAUAGAUCAUGGUUAAAAUCAUGCCUACAUCUAUUAACCACAACCAGACAGUGAUCUUUUCCUCUUGCUUCAGGAUCUAGUAUCUCAUGCUUUUGAAUUACAGUUUAGAGUCUUUUAAUCACAAAGUUGUUUGUGGUUUCACAUCUCCUCUCUGAUAGAUAUCGGUUCCAUUACCAUAUAAUGAGCAGCUAGUUUUGCAGUUAGCUCUGUGGUAAAGCAGAUUAUAUUUUCUGGCUCAGCUUCUUUAUAGGUAACACUUUAUAAUUAAAAUAGUAGUGCUAGUACUGUGCUCUUGUUCUGCAUUGUAACAGGAGUCAUGGCUGCAUGUAGGCAUAUUAAACACCUGUUGUUACAUUAGGAUGUGCUGUCAUUGCAAGAUCUAAGCAGAUCCAGGCUCUUCCCUUUCCGUCUUCAUGUGGUGUCAGCCUCAGAUGUUUGUUUGAUCCACUUGUAAAACAAGCUCUGGACUGUCUGCCUUUCUAGAGUGUUGUGAGGCUUAAUUAAUGUUUUGGGAUCACUUCAGUGCACAAGCAGUAAAAAGAUCUGUCUAAUUGUUAUGCAAAUGUACUUGUGUUUUAUUUUGGGUAAACCUUUCUAUUAAUCAUAUGAGUAAUCUCUAGACAAGAUGCGGCUGACUUUGGAGUCUAAAAGCCUCAACUGCUUUUUUUUCUUGAGCUAUAGCUCUGUUAGAGGGGCAAAAGGCUUCAGAGUUGUUAGUGACUGUGACUUGGCUUCAGGAGUGGCAGAUAUUAUGAUACACAAUCUUUCUACAGGCUGUGUUGUCAUUGCUGUUUCUGAGUGUGUCUCCAUCUUGCAAAACAAAGUCAGGCCCUCUUUUAAACUCUGUUACUUUUUUAUCUGUAAGCCAAGUGUAUGUGAAAAUAUAACUCAGUGCCAGACAAGUAAGUGAAAGCUGACAGCACUUAAUUCCACAUUUGCAGAUCGACUGAAUUUACGUAACUGAGCAUCACUUUGCACUUUAUACUGUGUCCUGUGAGUUCAUCAUAAGUGUCCCGCUGGCAAGGGAAGGAUCCCACCAUGAAUUCUGCUUCUUCUGACUCAGUCACAAAGCUGCAGGCCCAUCAGUGUUUGCUCAGCAGGAUCAUUGUGUUUUAUUCAUCAGAAAUGUUUCAGGGCUGUUUUUUUAAAGCAAGAAUGUUUCCAUGCCAUGAUGCAAACCAAGCCCUUUCCCUGCAUUGGGAAUCCAGCCCUCAUGCAGCAGUGUGGGACUCAGGGCUUUACACAGCUAACAGCUGGAUUAAUCAGAUUUACCCAAGACAUCCUAUUCCCAUAGCACUGAUAUUGCUUGUGUGAGUAAAUGUCCACUGCCACAACAAAGGAGUGCAGAGACGAACCCUAAUGUUGUGUGGGAAGGCCUGAUGAGGACUGACUUUCACCUCUGAAGUCUGCAAGACAGCCUGUCCCUCCACAAUGAUUAUUCCAGCCCUGUAUUUGAAGCAACACUUCCCUGUUUCAGUAUGUGGUACUACUACUAGCAUGUGAGUUCUUCCAGGGUCUUUUAUCUGCUCUUCUAGAAGACAGGACUGAAAGCAGUAUGAGAGAUCACAACAAACAACUUUGAACCUGGGCUGGGAGAGGACACCACUGCAUACCACAGACACCUAGCUGAUGACUUCACUGCUUACGGUAGAAAAUUUAAGCCAAAUCCAUUUUUCUGCAAAAUGCUGAUUGUUUUGCCACAACAGACUAAAGAACAGUUGCUUUAAAGGGAAAACAGAUAAAUCCUCUCUCUGAAGACUUCUAUCUGCACAAACCUGAUGUGAAGAUGUGUGUGAAAGCACUGUACACAUUGUUAUUACAAGGGUAUGUAAUGAUAGAAUAAGGGGUAAUGGCUUUAAACUGAAAGAGAGCAGGUUUAGAUUUGAUAUUAAGAAGGAAUUCUCUUCUGUGAGGGUGGUGAGACACUGGCAUAGGUUGCCCAGAAAAGUUGUCAUUGCCCCAUCCCUAGAAAUGUUCAAGGCCAGACUGGAUGGGGCUUUGAGUAACCUGAGGGGUCAACCUGCCCAUGGUAGGCGGGUUGGAACUAGAUGGUCUUGAAGAUCUCUUCUAACCCAGUCCAUUCUAUGACUCUGUGAUUCUUUGAUUCUAUGAUUCUAUGAUUUCAGUUUCCACUGCAUCCUCAUCAUGGGCUUACACUCUCAGCUCUAAAUCCCCAUUGUUUUAUUUGGUUGCAUAUAUUCACCCACCUUGUUAGCAGAUGUGUCUUGCAGGUAAGGGAAGUACUACGUAUAUUUACAUCCAUGCACAGUCUGAUCUAAGCAUGGAGCAACCUGUGAACACUUUUUACAACCAGUGCAAGCAAGUGCAGAAGCUGUCUAUUUGCUCCUAAUCCUGCUAGCACAUAGGUGAGAAGGAGAUUUGGAGUUGGCUGAGAAGGGGCAGAUAAUAUGAGUAGCAGAUGAGCCACAUUGGAGACAGUAAUUCAGCUGUAACAGCCUAACAGAGCACAGAAGUGAUGGUUUGGUAAGACUUGUAGAACAGCAGCCUAAGAGAAAAACUUCUACUCAACAUUAACACACCAGAUUUUAGUUUCAAACUGCAAGACAUGAUUUAGGAGAAGCAGGCACGUGUCUAACUAGUCAUUGCCUAUAGCAGUUCAAGGCUCAUAAGUCAGUUAUUAAAAUGCAAUGUUUACCUUUUUUUUUUAAAAAAGGGCUUCUAGGGAGAUUAAUUUUCACUUCAGCCUGGCAAUCAUUUCACAAACUUGCCAGUGUGAUAUAAGACAAACUGGAUCUAUUCUUCUCUGGAUUAUACAUCUGAUUUGUCUGCAGAUUUUCCACCUCACAGUUUAAACCAGUUUUUAUUGUUUUAGCAAAGAGGAUUUAACAACAAGGUUUAAUAUAAAUGCCGCUGGUGCCUGUGCAGAACUGAGAUUUUCUGCUAUGAAUGUACAUUUUUCAGGGAUAUAUAUAAUAUAGCUGAUGACUCAACUGUGAAUGGUGAUUUGGGAUUUGCAUCAUCUCUGCUGCUGGUGUAUUUCAUUAAGGCCACUAUGGUGAUGCACUGGUGAGAUGCAUGGAGCUGAAAUGAGACUCCUCAUUCCCAUAAAGAGUCUGAUAUUUUAGUGCCCGUACUAAGCUUAGUAAAUCCUAGAAACUCUGGAAUUUCCUUUGCAGGUACAAAAGAUUAAUUAGACAGCAUCUUUUAAGGUUAAAUCCUGAAUCCUCUGCUGGACUGACAUGUAUAAUAAAUGCUCUUACACACCGAUUUUGAGCAAAAAAUGCUUCUCCUUAAAGGGCUGGAUGAGUAUUUGUGAAGGUUUACUGUCCUGCUAGUUAUAUCACCCAUGUUGUAAGAAGGAUGGGAUCCAUUUUGGUACCAAGAAAUGCACUUCCUCUGAUGUAUGAGUAUCUCCAAUCUUGCAAUAGAUCUCAAGGUUUGCUGUGCCUGAAGUGUUAUAUUCUCUAGAAGGAUCCUAUUUGUAAGAAACAGAUGCUGGAUCUGUACUAAGGGCAGUGGAUCUGUCCCAUUAUUUCAUGGGCACAGAGAGAAAGCUGGAAAAAGCCACUCAUCCCAAUUGCAGAUUGCUUCUUGACAGAGCGCUUGGAUAAGAGGGAAGCCUGGUCCUGAUGCUUCAGGUAAACUGCUGUCAACUAAAGAGCAAAUCAAGGAGGGCAACAAUGAACAAGAUAAAAUAUUUUGAACCUGAGAGCCAAGGGGAAGGAGGAGACAUUCUUCUUGGCUUCUCAAUUUUAGAAAUUAAAAGCAAACCCCAUUUUCUAGAUGUACAUACAGUCUCUCCCUGGGGGUUGAGAGCUAAUAUAUGCAAAAGUCUUGCAUUUCCAUGCACAACUCAGUGCUAAAGCCCAGAAGAAAACUAGUAUACUUUAGCAAACAACUUGGAAAUAAGCAAUUUGUUUGAAACAAACCCUUUACUCUUUCAAGUUAACCCAUUUAAAAAAAAAUCUACUUCUUUUCUGCAGCUUUGGAAUUGGGAAUAGCUUUACACGUUAACUCCUUUUCACCAAAAUACUUGAGUGUAGAGUUCUCCUUGUCAGCUGCAAGUAAUGUUGACAGUUCAAUAAAUAAAUUUUGUGUUUGUUGCUGCUGACCCCAGGAAAGGGCAGCCUUGAGGAUGAGAAGCAGUGUUACAUAAAUGUCUAGCAUACAUAGCAACACUAGGCAGGGAGACGCUGCUGCAUCGCUUUUGGUGCACCAGUCACACAUUAAAAUUCUGUCACUGCAAGGUCACGUUGCUCAUCUCAUACUCUGCAACCCUGAGGAAGAAAUUUGGAUGAGAGGUGGAGGAGGAAAAGCGAAAAUUUCCUCCUGGUGCUGUAACCAAGAAUAUAUUCAUUGACAGCAGGGCAUAUAUUUUGAUUGCAAAAGAGCAUGCCAUUUAUUUAUUUUUUCAGGGAUAACGGAUUUCCUGCUGGUGCUGUGUCAUGGUGUUCGCAUGUUAGAAGUGUAACACAGUGAUAAUGGGUUGCUUUUGAACUGAAUAAAUAACACCUCUGAGCUUUUUCUGUUCCCUUUAAUAGUCUGAGAGAAAUGCAAAAUGCCAGAGUGCAUAUAUAGUGGACUGUGUCCCGAGCUACACUCGGCACAGCCUGGUUAGGGAUGCUGCACAGAAGCUCUGCGAGCUGCUGGGAAGAGGUGAGGUUUAAGGCAAAGAGGUGAACAACUGUUUUAAGGAGAACACAGUAGUGAUACAUGAUCUAUAGUCAGAAGCAGGCCAUGUCACAUCGUCUGUCACAUCUUUGAAUGGUGCUGAGUCAGAGCCAGCCCUAGAUAUCCUUUGGCAUCAGGGAAAAUGAGGUGCUCUUGGAUUGGGUCUGCACUGCGAGAGGAAAGGCAGUUUAAACGCAGCUAAGCAAGCCUCCCAUGUGCACUUUCCAGCUUGGAGCUCAGAGCUGUCAUACCUGAGGGUAAAUUGUGUAGACAAUGAGCUGGUCUGACCUAUGAGUACAGUCAGAGUUGUAUGGUUAGCUGAGGGCAUGGGCAUACCCUCUGUAUUUCUCCAGCUUUGUAGAAGCACGUUGCUCAGGGACAGGGAAGUGGAGUAUGUUAUUGUGCCUCAUUGAGUGUUAGAUGCUUGAAAGCACAUACUGUCUAAAACAGAUCAGGAUGGUAAAUGCCAGCUUCCACCAACAACUGCCCAUGUUUGCACUAGUGUUCAUGAGGAAUAAAUGGCAAAACCUUUGCAGGAAGACAAAAGUUCUAUGUUUUUCUUUUAUUGUGUUAGAACAACAUAAUUAACUGUUAAUAAAUAUUUGCUAUCAAUGUGAAGAUUCACCUAUGAUAUUAUUCUUUUUUGACUGCUUAAGCUCUAGUAACUGUUUGAUACACACUUUUUGACAAAAACAUAAUGUCCCAAAGCUUAAAAACGUGGCUGAGAUGCAACUUGGCAAGAGGUCUCCACCUGAUAGGGAAAUAUCAUCUGUUGGAACUGGAUGCAUCUUGGUCUACUUCUGUCUUCAUAGGAGGAUUAGAGGGAGCUGAGCUUUUAGAUCCAUCUCUUCCUCUCUGCAUAUAACCUAAGCCUUCACCUAGAGGUGCACUAUAACCUUUGGAUCACUGGAUGCAUUGUCGUCCACGUGUCACAUAGUCCUCCUUUUGUGCUCUUCCUCCCUCCAUAGUACAUAUUUUAUCAAGAGGCCUCUUCCACUCUCUGCUUUUCCCUUAACUCAGAAAAAUGCCACUUUGGGAAAUGCAGAGGUCCUCAGUUUUAAACAAAAUACACCAGCCUUUAUAAUUCUCCUAGUGUAGAAGCAUUCAAAAGUGCAAUCCACAAGCCAAUGGGGCUCUUGUAUUCACUUUGAUGGGUGCAGCAUCCCAAUGAUGGAGAUGCAUUUUAGAAUGAGAAGAAAGUCAGUGUUAUGAGGGCAGCAGUGUUAUGUAGAAAAUGAGGACAACUCAUAACAGCAAAGGUGUUUUCAUCUUCUGAAUGAGAAUCAGGGAUUUGGUUUUUUGAAAGUCAGAUAAUUUGUGGCUACCACUGAAAUUGAAUCAUAUUUCUGCUUUCACACUUAGGCAUUUCAGGACAUUGGGCAGUGAUAGAAAGGGUUUAUUUUUUUCAAUUACAUUUGAUAUUUCCAUACAGCCUUUAGUUUAUCAACUGCAUAUAAAUUCCUCCUUUCAUUGAUUAAAUAUUUCCUCGCCUGGUUUCUUUGCUUCAGGGAGCUUGAGAGCUCAUUGUUUAUAAAGGGAAAGAAGUAUUGUGCUACUAAGCAGGCAACUCUCAACACAUAUUCAGCUCUGCAUCUUCGAGAAGGAGACACUGAGGCUGCUGCGAGUGCAGAAGGACAGAGUUUUCACUGAGAUUCAGAUAUGACUGAGACCCUCUUCCAGGAUUUAUACGUUGAUGAAGCUCUGGGCUUAUUAACUAGCUUUUUCUGAAAUGAGUAGCCUUAGCCCAUUUGUGCCAGGUUGUGAAACCUUUAAUCCCACUGAGUUUUUCUCUGCCUGUGUUCCUUCUGAUCAUUUGCAAGAACAAAUUUGAUGAAGCACAGUUGGUAAGAAAUAGUUCUGUUGGUCUGUGAUAGUUGAGUAGAAAAGUCAUAAUUGUGACAUCUUCCCUCAAACUGAUGUCCAAAAAAAGUAUUUUGAGUAGCUCAGCUGUAUUAGUUCCAUGAUGUGUAUAAGGGUUUGUUUUUUUCAUGUUCUGUGAUUUUAGAUCGCUUAUGUAAAACUAAUUUCAUUUCAGAACCAAACAAAACAAACCAACCAACCAACAACAAAAACAACAAAAAAAACCCACAGAAAACCACAAACAAACAAACAAAAACAAACAAACAAAAAACCCAAACCAAACAAAAAAAUAAACCAGAAUGCUCAGUGUCCCCUGAUUUACUUGGGAAAUGUUAGCAUGUCCAAAACAUGUCUGUUUUAAAAGAAUUCUUCCAAGAUGCUUAGAAGAAGGACGGAAACCAUCUGGAUAAAACUUUCUAACAACAAGGCAUUUUUUGGGUUUGUGGUUUUUUUCUUUCCAACCUUCAUAAGAGAAAAAAUACAGUUCAAAUUAAGCAAUAGUGCCACAGUCUGAGCUACAAAAAUUCAAUAUCUUCCUUUUAAAGCAAGGCAUUUCUCUAGGAUCAUGCCUGGGUUCAGAUGAUGUCUACACUGUCAUCUGAACCUUCAAGGCAAUGUCUGGGGCAGGUCUAGCCUUGGGUUGCUGUCAGAAAGAAGACAUGAUCCAUUUUCCUCUCACUUUCAGUAAUUAUUUGUCACUCAACAGCCAUGUGAGAGUUUGAUGUGGUAAAUGACCGAGAACUGGAGCCAGUGGUAUGAGCGAAAAGACCUUAGCCUGUUAUCCCGCUAGUCAAAGUAAUCAAAAUCCAGUCUCGGGAAGGAAGAUUAAACUCUUGCCAUCUCUAAAAUUUGAAGAAAGCAACAAACUAAGGUCAACUCUCCAUUUUUUUUUUUUU